This is a messenger RNA of Choloepus didactylus (southern two-toed sloth), 936 nucleotides long. RefSeq names its product olfactory receptor 14J1-like. Gene Ontology annotation, biological process: G protein-coupled receptor signaling pathway. NCBI's taxonomy places the organism in Eukaryota, Metazoa, Chordata, Mammalia, Pilosa, Megalonychidae. Gene Ontology annotation, cellular component: membrane. The transcript has a single exon. The record is from RefSeq and is a predicted model, not a curated record. Bases 1 to 936 code for a protein of 311 amino acids. Gene Ontology annotation, molecular function: olfactory receptor activity; G protein-coupled receptor activity; odorant binding.
AUGGCUAAUUUCACUAUAAUUAGUUCAUUUCUCCUCAUGGGGUUUUCCGGCAAGCCUGAGCUAGAAAUCUUACAUGCUUCUCUGUUCUUAGUCUUAUACCUAGUGGCUUUAACUGGCAAUAUUCUCAUUAUCACUGCAACUUCUAAAGAUCAUAGUCUCUCAUCACCUAUGUAUUUCUUCCUGAAACAUCUCUCCUUUUUGGAUCUGUGCUAUAUUUCUGUGACUGUACCAAGAUUCCUUUACAACUCUUUCAUGCAUAAUGGCAAUAUUUCCCUCUGGGAAUGCAUAUUGCAGUGUUUUGCAUACACUCUCUGUGGUUCUGCUGAGAUGGCCAUGCUCACAGUCAUGUCCUAUGAUCGCUACGUGGCCAUCUGCCUUCCACUGCGCUACGAAAUCAUCAUGGAUGUCACUACCUGUGUUCACGGAGUUUUAGCAGUCUGGAUCAGUGGGGUCAUCUCUGGAGUCAUGCAUACCGCAGCUACUUUCUCCAUCCACUUCUGUGGUACUAAUAUCAUUCACCAGUUCUUCUGUGGUGUACCCCAGCUCCUGAAACUCUCCUGUUCCAAUGAGUAUAUCAGUGAGCUGGGGGUCACUGGCUUCCUGUCCUUGGUGGCCUUCCUUUGUUUCAUCUCUAUUGGUCUCUCCUACACACGUAUUUUCUCUACUGUCCUGAAGAUCCCAUCUGCUGAAAGCAGAGCCAAGGCCUUUUCUACUUGCCUGCCCCACCUAUCUGUUGUUACAUUAUUUCUCUCUACUAGUGUCUUUGAGUUUCUGAAGCCACCUUCUGACUCUUCAACUGCAUUAGACUUUUUGCUCACUAUUUUUUAUGCUGUUGUGCCACCAAUACUCAAUCCAGUGAUCUAUAGCUUGAGAAACAAAGCCAUGAAGGCAGCUCUAAAAAACGUUUUUAAAAGGAGUGUCCACCUCUUUUCCUGA